This is a messenger RNA of Vespa velutina, 2481 nucleotides long. Its product is annotated as WD repeat-containing protein 91. Gene Ontology annotation, cellular component: late endosome membrane; extrinsic component of endosome membrane; early endosome membrane. The record is from RefSeq and is a predicted model, not a curated record. Gene Ontology annotation, biological process: early endosome to late endosome transport. NCBI's taxonomy places the organism in Eukaryota, Metazoa, Arthropoda, Insecta, Hymenoptera, Vespidae. Gene Ontology annotation, molecular function: phosphatidylinositol 3-kinase regulator activity; protein binding.
CAAUAUGGCUACGUUAGAAUUCAAAAUGGCCGAAGGAUGACAACGCAGUGCUGUCAAUUGAAGGAAAGAUUGAAUGUUACUACGAAUUUGGAGGGAAAAUGUCUCACAUUCAGUAUGUUGAUGAGCUGGUCAAGGAGUAUUUAUUAUUUCGAGGAUUUAGUCAAACUCUGAAAGCCUUCGACAACGAUUUAAAGACCGAGAAAGAAAAAGGUUUCAGGGUUGAUAAAAUUGUUGAUCAAUUGAUGCAAUAUAUAUAUACAUAUGAUUUAUUAUCUCUGAGAGAAUUAUGGGGUCAUUUAGAUAUUAGAAUGUUUUCCCGUUUGGAAAAUCAUUUUACUCCGGCUAUAAAAAAAUUAGAGAAUGCUGUUUUAAAAAUGUAUCUAGUAAAUGCAGCUGUAAAUAAUAAGCAAGAUCGUAUUCAAGAAUUUUUUACUAAAAUGGCACCGGUUCAUUCUGAAUGGAAAGAGUGGUUUGCAUUACCAUUUGUAAAAAAUCCUGAAGAUAAUCCAACAUAUUCGGUACAUUUUACCAGACAAUGGCAAGAUACUAUGUUGGUUUCUUUACAUAAUUUUCUUGCAACUAUUUUUCAAUGUAUGCCACAACCAACAUUAUUAACAAUAGAUGAAGAUACGAAUAAGUUAAAACGUUUACAAGAGGAGAAUGAAGCCCUGAGACAAAAAUUAAAUGAACCUAUUAAAAUAGAAACAAUCGCUGAUGUAAAUCCAGGGCCAGUACCACAGUAUCCACCAAUUAUGGAUGACUUUUAUAUCAUUGCUCAGGAAUCACCUUUAAGAAAUCCUAAAACAUUGAGAAGUUUAAUAAAGAAUAUAGGCGGUGGUUCAAGUCCAAUUUUAAGUAGAAAAUCUGCAACAAAUAUUAAGAAACAUACAGAAUCUGAUAUAGCAUCUACAAAAAGGACAAAUACUAAAGGAAGACUGAAUUCAGUUGCAAAAACUGAAGCGGUUGCUAAAAGAAGUAUGAGUUGUGAUUCUCGAUUAACAAGUACUAGAAAAAGGGAUUCAUCUAUUGACACUACUGUCGACAGAAAAACAAAAGAAAAGAUUGAGUCAACUUAUAUCCUUUUAAGUCAGGAGGAAUAUACAGAACAUAAAACAUCCAUUAUUCAAUGUAAAAGCAAUGCAAGUGGUUCAUAUGUAGCAACGGGUGAUGCUGAUGGCGUUAUCAAAGUAUGGACACCAAUUCCAUCGCCAAAAACUGUCACGACAUUUAAUUCACCUAUGACAAACGCAAAUAAGGCUAUAACUGCAUUAGAUUGGAUAUCAAAAAAUGAACGUUUCUUUUUACAUGGCGAUAAUAACGGACUAAUUCAAUUACACGAAACGCGUGAUUGUAAAACACUUUGGGAAAUACAACAUGAAGGAUCACGGAUUAUUACUUUACUUUGUAAUCCAACCGAUUCUACAUUUGUAUGCUCAGUAUCAGAUCCUACAGAAAGCAAAUUACUUUUAUAUGACAUAAAGUCGACGAAAUUAGAAAGAAUUUUACCUACAGAACAAAAUGUAGUUGCUUUGUGUUCUGCAUUUAAUCACAAUGGUCAACUGCUUAUCACAGGAAUGUCAAACGGCAAUAUACUGAUACAUGAUUUGAGGCGAAAUGAAAUAAUAGAUAAUCUUGGUUCUCAUUCGAGUCCGGUAAUUGAUAUAGAAUUGAUAAAUGAUUUCACAAAUAUUUGUGCUCGAAGUGAAGAUGGGAAAUUAUGCCAAAGAAGCUUAAACCACUCAGGAAAAAUCUUGUGGGAAACUAAAAUUAAAAUUGAAAAAACUGCUUUCCAUGGGAAAUUAUUUACAUUUGAUCAAAGUGGAAAUUAUAUGUUACUUUGUACACAAAGUGGAGGUAACAUAUAUAAAAUGCCCCCUGGUAUGCAAACAAAAGUUUUAGAACUUGGUGGACAUAAAGGAACAUUAUGUUGUGAUUGGUCCAGUGCUAAUCAAUCUGGAACAUGUAUUACUGGUGGUGCAGAAGGAAAAGCUAGGGUAUCAACACUACUAUCCCCAUGAUACAGAAAUAAAAUUAGUAUAUGCGUGAAUUCAUGAAUGGAGAAAUCAGUCAUUAAAAAGAAAGUUAGCAGAAUAGAGCAAUUAUGUAGAUAUUAAUUUUGUUGGUAUGUAAUUAUAUUAUCUAUUAAUUUUUAAUCUAGUUUUAGAAUGGAAUAUACAAAUAAUAUAUAUAUAUACUAUAAUAUAUCAUAAAUGUGUAGUAAUAUUAGUAGGAAAUCGAUUAUUUCAUAAAAAGUACAAUGAAUGCCAAUGUAUCAUUUUUUUAAUGUAAUAUUAAUAUUAUUUUAUUUUUUAAAAAUAAUUAACAGAUUACUAAGUUGUAAAAUUAUAAAAAAAUGACUUAUUAAUGCAAAAAUGUGAAAUGUGAUCUUAUAUAGGUUUACUAUCUGAGGAAAAAAAAAAAAGAAAACAUAAUAUGUACAGAAAACAAAAGUCAAAGUCAAUAAAUACAAGUCAAUUUUAA